Messenger RNA from Cheilinus undulatus (humphead wrasse), 6729 nucleotides. RefSeq names its product zinc finger protein 507 (gene znf507). Gene Ontology annotation, biological process: regulation of gene expression. Gene Ontology annotation, cellular component: nucleus. NCBI's taxonomy places the organism in Eukaryota, Metazoa, Chordata, Actinopteri, Labriformes, Labridae. The coding region runs from base 116 to 3415 and encodes 1099 amino acids. The transcript has 7 exons. The record is from RefSeq and is a predicted model, not a curated record.
CCUCGCCAUUUUGCAAUGUGGGAGAGAGGGAGGCCACUUUUUUAUGGCUAACGAAUAUAACAAAGCAGGUUUAUGUGUUGAGGACAAAGACCGUCGGGGUUAAAACGUGUCAGUCAUGGAGGCGAUCAGUGAUGUGGCUGCACUCGUCACACACUCCUCCUCUGCCUCCUCUUCCUCCUCCACUCCUUCAGCACUGAGAGCCCUCCCUCAAACCCAAUCCCAGCAGGCAGCAGAGGAGGACACCUCCCCCCGCUUUCAGCAAAAACAAGCUGCAGACUCUCUCAUCCAGGUCAUCGAGAAGCUCAGCAAGAUUGUGGAGAAGCGUCCCCAGCGUCGCUGCACCUUGGCGGGACAGAAAAGAGCGCUACACCAUGCCUUGUCUGCAGGAGGGGAAGGUGGUGAGGAGAGGACGAGGGGGAGCAGAGCAGACUCUCCUCACAGAAAAGUGAAAAGAAACUUUAAGGAGGAGGAAAAUGUUGUGGAUGCAAGAUUAGAUGGCAGCACAACUGAUGGUGCUCUUUCUUCUCCUGUAUCAGGUGACGAUAAUAACAACAACAUCAGCUCCAUGGUAACUGAGGUAGCCAACAGCAGCGACAACAAACGGACUGUGACAUGCUAUCAGUGCAGCCUGUGCCCCUAUCUCUCCCAAACUCUGCCUCUUCUUAAAGAGCACCUAAAGCAGCACAAUGAGCAGCACAGUGACCUCAUCCUCAUGUGCUCGGAGUGUCGCUUUACCUCCAGAGACCAGAGGCAGCUCGAGCAACACGUCAGGAUGCAUUUUGACAACGGUGGCAACCUGAAUACAGAUCCUUCUGAUGCGUAUGGUGAAGAAAAGGAGGUUUUAAGAAAGCAGGAUGGGGACUGGACUGGUUGCAGCAGCAGUGUUGAAAAAGAGCUAAUCAAAAGCUCAGCAGAGGAGUCCAAAGAGCUACCACAGAAGAAGAAAUGGUACAGCUAUGAGGAGUAUGGGCUGUACCGCUGCCUGAUCUGCAGUUAUGUGUGCAGCCAGCAGCGAAUGCUAAAGACUCAUGCCUGGAAGCACGCCGGCCUGGUCGAUUGCUCCUAUCCCAUCUUUGAAGACCAGGAAGAGGCUCCCACAAGGAAGGAGGCCCAGCCUGCAGCUAACAUCAGUUCAACCAGAGAGGAGAUUGUUGUUCUGUCCCCAGUUAUUCAAGAGAAAAGCCUGCCCACUGCCUUCAAACUCCAGCUGUUUUCUGCUCCAGUGGCUCGUGAAAACAACCAGGAAGUUUUGGCUCAUCCUGUUUCUGAUCUGAAUAAAAGUCCAAAGACCGAGGAGGAGAGCGUGUAUCCUCUUAAAGACCUGACCUCUGAGGAGCCUGUUGUGGAGGUUCAGGUGACGACAGAAGCAGAGUCUGAGAUGGAGAUUAUUAAUCACCAUGAUAACAUGUCUACCACAGACAGCUUGCUAUCGUCAGCUCAGAAGAUCAUCAACAGCUGUCCAAACAGUGCAGGCCAUAUCAACGUGAUCGUAGAACGCCUUCCUUCUGCGGAGGAUUCAGUCAUGGCAGCUAGUCCUCUUCUUCUAAACCCAGACGUGGACAGAGGAAAGAGCUUACUGGAUGUAGAGGAGGGAGAGCAGCACCGUGGUGUAGCUGUAAAGGAGCAGAUGAACCCUGACUGCAGAACAGGUGAUGAUUCUGAAAUCCAGCAACAUGGAGCUGAUGUUAAACUCUCUGUCCCUAGAAGUAGUGACUCUCCACGGGAUGAAAACAUCCCACCAGCCGGUCGCAAGAGGACCCACUCUGAGUCUCUCCGGCUGCACUCUCUGGCUGCUGAGGCCCUGGUAGCUAUGCCCAUGAGGACUCCUGAGCUCCCCACCUCUAGUGCCAAGGUAAAGGCUAAUACAAGCCAGACGCAGAGCCAGAAACUCUUAGAGGUGACAGGCGAUGGACCUAAAGCUUCUGACGUAGGGACAACAGCAACUCUGUUGGACCUGAAGCUUCACAGCAAAGGGAAAGAAGAAGAUAUGAGAUCCCUUGGUCUCGCAGAAGGAGAUGAGGAGGGUCCUGCAGCUAAAGCCGGCAUCAGCCUGUCGCUACUCACUGUAAUUGAAAGACUCAGAGAGCGCUCAGACCAGAAUGCCUCAGAUGAGGAUAUCCUAAAAGAGCUUCAGGACAACGCACAAUUCCAAAAUGGAGACAUGACUGGUGUGGUCACAGGGGCUGGAGCGACGGGUUAUAUCACCAUCCCUGGCAUGGACGGGUUGGUCGCCUCGUCAGACGGCGGUCUGGUGGACUACAUCCCCGGCAGUGAAAGGCCGUAUCGUUGCCGCCUGUGUCGCUACAGCAGUGGUAAUAAGGGCUAUAUUAAACAGCACCUACGGGUGCACAGGCAGAGGCAACCGUAUCAGUGUCCCAUCUGUGAGCACAUCGCUACAGACAGCAAAGACCUGGAGAGCCACAUGAUCCACCACUGCAAGACCAGGAUGUACCAGUGCAAGUUGUGCCCAGAGGCCUUCCACUACAAGAGCCAGUUAAGGAGUCACGAAAGGGAGCAUCACAGCUUCAGUGGUGACAUGGUGGCUCUCACGCCUGUUAACGAAACUGUAGCCAUGGUGGAGGACGCCGACAGAGGGACAGAUGAAGAAUGUGGUUUGCAGAAGAUGUAUAAGUGUGAUGUGUGUGACUAUACCAGCUCCACGUAUGUCGGGGUGAGGAACCAUCGGCGGAUUCAUAACUCUGACAAGCCUUAUCGGUGUUGUAGCUGUGAUUUUGCCACCACCAACAUGAACAGUUUGAAGAGCCACAUGAGGAGGCACCCUCAGGAGCACCAGGCCGUGCAGCUGCUGGAGCAGUACAGGUGCUCCCUCUGUGGCUAUGUGUGCAGUCAUCCUCCUUCACUCAAAUCCCACAUGUGGAAGCACGCCGGAGACCAAAACUACAACUACGAGCAGGUGAACAAAGCCAUCAACGAGGCCAUCUCCCAGAGCAGCAGAGCUCCUCCAAAGUUGUCCGUGGUGCUGGAGUCAGUGGCAGAGCGCUCCUCGGUUACCCAGCCCUCCAAGGACAAAGCAAAGGGCCAAGUGGAAGCACUGCCAACCCCCACAUCGACAGCAGCGGUCAGUGUGACUUCUGACAGCUCAGCAGGCCUCCCCACCUCCAACACAGACCCCUCACAGUGGCCUGGUGAUUCCCCCAGUCCCCAGGGGAAGGACCCUGCACAGCUCCAAUCUCAGUCCCAGAGUCAGCCCCGCACAGGCCAGACCCCUGCCCCCGGCCAAGUCAUGGAGUACUGUGUUCUCCUGUUUUGCUGCUGCAUCUGCGGCUUUGAGUCCACCAGUAAAGAGCGUCUGAUGGAGCACAUGAAGGAGCACGAGGGAGACAUCAUCAGCAUCAUCCUCAACAAGGAGCAGCAGCAGCCAGAAGCCCAGACCGGCCUCCAAACAGCAGAGUGAGAGCUGCUCUAUCCCCCUCUCUUUAUAUUAACACUGACCCUGCACUCUCGCUGCGAUCUGCUGCACACAGAAGUAUUUCAUUAUGUUUCUUUACCUCAAGCUGGCUGUGGUGGAUAUCAAGGUCUAACCAUUUCAUGUCCGCUGAAUCGUUUCAGUGAUUUCUCUGAAUGUUCUGUGGCCAAGUCUGGCACAUACCUUGAAUGGGGGAUGAGAAAAAUGAUGAAAUGGUUUCCUAAGUAGCAUAUCCUCUGAAAGACAUGCAGAAUAAACUGUUUUAUAGGCUGUAUAAGUGUCAAACUCAAAAAGACACAAAAUGUGUCUGACAUUAAGGGACAAGCUCUAAACCAAGUUUGAUUUUUCACUAGCCAGGGACAAGCUCAUACCUCACAAAAACAUGCAAUCCCUCACCAGAAAUGGGAAAAGUUGUCGUAUUUUCCAGCCUAGUUCAUUUAUUGACCACAAGGCAGCUCUUUUUAUGCUACUGUAAUAUUUAAUAUAUUUAAUAUAGUUAACCAGACACAGUUGAGGCUCUAGCCCAGUUUAAGGGGUACAUGUGCCUAAAGGCAUGUACCACAGCUUGAUGUUUUCCUUGAAUAUGAGUUCAUAUUUAUCAGUUUAUUAUUAUGCAUGUUAGUUUCUGUUGUGCCAAUUUAAAAAAGCAGGCGUUUAGUAGUUUUUUGCAUUUCUUUUCCUUUGUAUAAGUGACUGAGUUUAUUAUUUCUCUCCUCUUUUGCGGAUUGUUUGUAAAGUAAUGUCUUGGGAGGAAAAAAAAUGUGCCGAAGGUGACCAGAGCGAGGUAGAAAUGAGACUUAGACUGACUUGAUUGUAGUCUACCAGAGACAGACAUUUAGGUUUGAGGCAUGUCGACAAAAGGAAUGAUAAAAAGGGAAGUCAGCACAGGAAGGGCUUUUAUUUCAGACACAGCUGUUUCCACCUGUGAUUGUGGUGCUACGCUCACUUCAAGAAGAAAAAGAUUGUUCUUUUUUUACAGCCCAUGCAAUUUAUGUUGUACAUAAUAACAUUUUUAUAAUCAUUACUGUAAUUUUUCAGUGUUUUUUAAGAUUUCUAGUGUCAAACUUGAAAUGACGACUGUCUUUGCUGACACACAGGCAAGAAGACAAAGGUGGAAAAAUAAAGUUUAGAGGGCAAUGAAAUUCUGAAGGUUUAUUGGCAUAAGCUGUUCUCAUGUGACUUAGGGGAGGCAAAGGUGUCAUAUAAUAACUGAUUUUAAAACAAUUAAAGGUUUGGAAGUUAUUUUUUCAUGCAAAACAUAGAAAAUGACAAUGAAAGUGAUUGUGAUUGCAGACAAACACCAGGAGAAUGUGCCUAAUCCUUCUAUCUUUAGUUACCCAGCGUCCAGUAGUGAAAAUCAAGAUAAUUUUCUACACAUUUUCAUGACUUCUCCUCAUAUCAACAGCCACUGAUAUAAAACAAUUUGUAAUUUAAUGGUCAAGAGUCAGAUUAUUCAAAGAUUAUUCACAGAGAUUAUUCAAAAGCUUGAAAAAAACUACAGAUCUUCAGCAAUAUUUUUACAUAAAGACUGCUAGUAAAACUCAAGGUCAACACUGACAUCUCUUGUUAUUUCAGUCAAGCAACCUCAUGUUGAACAGCGGUCUGCUGAAGCUUUGUUGGGGGUGUGAAGGGAUAGAAUGAGCUGCAGAAAGAAAGAGAUGGAUAGAGACUAUUAAACAGAGCAACAGCAAAGAAGAAGGUUAAAGAUAUACAAUAUUACCUGCAAAAUAUGGGUAUGGGCAGAUAUGAAAAUAGCUGCCAGUGUAUACAGCAGAUACAUAUUGGCAGCAUAGGUGUUCAUUUAAAAGAAAAUAACAGAAAGUCACUUAAAAGAAAGUCUGGUGAUUCUAAAAGAUGGACCAGGAUGUACGUCUGCAUUUGUUUGCUUGAUGCUUACACACAGUCCUGUGUAGAGGGUCAAAUGUGCUUAGUGGUACCCUUAGGUGGCAUACUCACUACUGUAUGCCUUUCUUCAGCUAAUUUUUGGUUUAGACAUGCCAAAAGUUCUGCACAAUAUAGAGAUUAUCUUUAACAGUCUUACAGAUUUAGCAUUGAUUGAUGCUUAUUUUUGCCAAAGAAACUACCUAAUUUACUUGCUAAAUUGUAUUAAAGUUAAAUAGAUCAGUUAAAUAACCAUUAGCAUAAAAAUGUUGAGUAUAGUUGAUCUUUGUAAGUCAAGAUGAUUUAAGUCAGGUUCUUGGUACCUCUGAUAUCACUGAUCAUUACAGCUUAAUGGCAGUGAGCAAACAGCUUUCAGAUGCACUACAGCCUCUAUCAGGAGGUAGUACCGCAUCAAAACUGAUAUUGGUGUUUGCAUAGAUAAGUUUGGAAAUAUUGGCACAUAGGAUAUUGACAAAAAUCCCUAAACAAGAUUAAUUUAUGGCUGCUUUUGUUUUAGAUUUAUCCUAAUACUGUUUUCUUCUCUUUGGACAUGGCGCCAGUAAUAAUGUUAAAGUAUGUGUGAUGUUGGCAUGAAUAACCAUGUUUGAUAACAGACUGAUAAUUCUAUCAUUAGAGCAUCUUUUAAAGAUGCAAAAGGUGUAUUUAUGUCUUCUAACAGACUGAGAGCAGAGGAGGUGACAGCAGAGGAAACUCUGGCCAAAUUGCACUUGUUUAGACUCUGUGUGGGAGUUUACCUGUAUUUAAAAACAAGAAAUGUCUUAUUAAGGGUGCCAAGGACUUGUAUUUUUGCCGCCUUGGUAUUUAAACAUGUAUGCAUAUUAACGAUGCUCUAAUGGUGAAAAUUAGGGCCGACACCAAUGUCAGAAAAUAACUAUUACGCCACUGUCAAUGAUUUCAAAAACUUUAGGUGUAAGACUUCAGCUGUGCCAACUUUUUCUCUUGUGUUUGACCAUAAAAACAGGUUAGAGUUUGCCAAACACUAGACGACUUCUGCUUCUCUGGUUAAGCAAUUGAAUGGACGAGAUGCAAGCUUUAAAUUGACUGGACCCAACAGAUAAAUGUUGGCUCCUGCUAUCUGUUCAUGCAGCACUGUUUGCCGAUGGCCGACGUGUUAACGUCAGAAAUCGGUUGAUACCUGUGCUCAAACCGAGAGUAUCCCUUAUCAAUAACAGAUUUUUUCACAUUUUGAAGUUUAAAAUUCUGAUACAGAGACAACCCUUCAUGUCUCAUUUUAACCCUUUAAAGCCAGUUGUAUCAUAUUUGAUAUUUAAUUUUGUGAGACUGCUAUCUAGUCAACAUGAUCAAUAAUUACCUUUAUAAACCUAAUGUAUAGAAUCUGAAAAAUGAUUGAAAAAAAUGCCCUUCAGCAGAUUAACAGUUUCAAAACAAUGCCUGACAUG